CCUGCAGGAGUCCAGAUGCAGGCCAAGUACAGCAGCACAAGGGACAUGCUGGACUUUGAUGGGGAUACCAUCAGGAGUGUACAAUCUCGAAGCUCUUCUACAACCCAGCAGCCAGAGGCUGGGCACACAGAGCGCCGGCCUCCCUCUUCAGUUUGGCGUCCAGUGGCCCUGACCCUGCUGACUUUGUGUUUGGUGCUGCUGAUUGGCCUGUUAGCCCUGGCGCUUGUGUUUUUUCAGUUCUAUCAGCUUUCCAAUACUCAGCAAGACAGCAUUUCUCACAAGGAAGAAAGACUGGGGAAUCUCUCCCGACAGCUGCAGUCUCUCCAAACCAAGAACAGGAAGCUUGCAGAAAUCCUACAGCGUGUGGCUGAAAAACUGUGUCGAGAGCUCUAUAACAAAAGUGGAGAACACAGAUGCAGCCCUUGUCCAGAAGAAUGGAAGUGGCAUGGGGACAAAUGCUACCGAUUCUGUAGAGAGAGCAAGAAUUGGCAGGGCUGUGACUAUUUCUGCAUCGCUGAGAACGCGACCAUGCUGAAGAUAAACACACAAGAAGUGCUGGAGUUUGCCAUGCCUCAGAGCUACUCUGAGUUUUUCUACUCUUAUUGGACAGGGCUCUCUCGCAACGGCAGUGGCAAAGCCUGGCUGUGGACUGACGGAGCCCCGUACUCCCCUGAACUGUUUGAGAUUAUAAUAGAUUUUACUAGCCUAAGAAGCAGGGACUGUGUGACCAUCCUCAAUGGAAAGGCUUUCUCGAAGGACUGCAAAGAGUUGAGGCGGUGUGCAUGCGAAAGAAAGGCGGCCAUGGUGAAGCCCGAGAGCCUCCAUUAGCUUCCCUAAGCCAUUUUAUGGAGGUGAUGGACUCUCCCACCAUAACUGCAACGUCAAGCUCCCCUCAGGGAGACUGAAGAUCAGAACAGAAGUCAAUCUCUUUAUGUGCAGCUCUAAGAGUUUGGUUUCAGUUCCUAUUUUUCCCCAUGUGAUCCAUAUUUAUACAACAAUUCAGCAUAAAGGUUGAGCCAAGCAAAGUCAAUGCAAAGGAUAUUUGAGACAUUGGAACAUGGAAAAAAAAGUUAGGAAAAGCAAUUUUUCUGACUGGUGCAAGAAGGAUUUUCAUGCUUCCUGUUCAGGAUCCCCAGCACUCCUGAGCUUGGGUUCAUGCAUAUAUUUACCAGUCACAAAGAAAUCCGAUGUGCCAACAACCAGUCUCAGAAUCUCAUAAAGUUGUAAUCCACCUUCUUGACUUAGAGAUCACGUCUAGUGUUCUUCCUUCUCAGCAUCUAGUAUCAUCCCCCUGUUUCCACGUCUUCCUUCAUAUUUGGAGAAGUGAGAAACUUACUGAAGUAGAGGAAAUAAAUGUACUUAACAUUCUUUGCCCCAAAGGUCAAGUAGUCUGUGAGUAAUUAGCAAUCAUUUCCUAUACUGUGCUCCUAAAUACAUAAUUAAUUCUUUCUGUUUGCUUCACUCCAUAUUUUUCCCUUCCUAGUCUUUCAAUAAAGCCCCUAUCUGCCAGGUCAAUGGGCUGCUUUCCACUGGGAUAAUUCUCUUAGUUAGAAUCUUAACUUCUUACGAACGUACCUCCCCAUAUCCAUUGAGAACUCCAACAAUUGGGACACCUGGGUGGCUCAG
Molecule: messenger RNA, 1626 nt
Organism: Neomonachus schauinslandi (Hawaiian monk seal)
Lineage: Eukaryota; Metazoa; Chordata; Mammalia; Carnivora; Phocidae
Gene: CLEC1A
Product: C-type lectin domain family 1 member A
Exons: 6
Coding region: 16-828 (270 amino acids)
Source: RefSeq, a predicted model, not a curated record